AGCGAUAGCCGAAUCCGAUAGGCAAGUCUCUUCACUAGAUCUUGUAAAAACAAUUGGAGAUGAAACGCAUGUAACAAACAUGGACGAAUUUGUAAAAAGCCUCAUCGAGGAGGUAAAAUCGCAGGGCGUGUUCGAUGAGUUCCGGUUCAACUGCUGCCUGGCCGACGUGGACACAAAGCCCGCUUACCAGAAUGUGCGGAACAGGGUGGAGACGGCGGUCAGCGACUUCCUGUCGAAGCAGCACUGGACGCCAGACACUAAUAAGCUCCAAUUGCGGGAGAAGCUACGCAAGCAUCUUAUAGACUCUGACGUCCUCAACAAGGGAGUGGAUCAAAUCGUGGACCAGGUGGUCAACCCCAAGGUUGCCACCAUAUUCGAGCCAAAGAUCGAGAGCAUUGUCUACAAGUACCUGGGAAUCACACCUCCUCCUCCGCCGCCAGCAAGACCCACAUUGCUCCCUGCGCCACCGUUGCCGCCAUUUGCUGGCCACAUGAACGGCAGCAGUAUGCUAAAAGUGGAAACGGCUGCUGGACUCAUGCCCACUGACCUGGAACAGAUCAGUCCGGAUUCCGAUCGCGCCACUGUUAAGUCCGAUGUAAAGGAAGAAAGUAAGGAGGAGGAUGACUUGCCGCCAGGCGUGGAUGACAGAAACUUCGAUGACGAUACUUCUCCAUCGUAUGAGCCAGUGAGCGAGGACAAGGCGGACUCCAGAAAAGAGGAGUUAAAUAACGGGUCCAUAAACAAUUCAGACUCUGUUAACGGCGUCUCCCAGGCGUCGCAGCUUUCCCAGGUGUCUAGCGAUAGCCGCCUAACCAUGGCCUCAUCAACCGAGUCUGCGAAUGAUGUCCAGCAAGCAGCAGUCUCAAAAGGUAACAACAUUGACACGACGCCAGCCAACAUUUCAGAGGAGGCCCAGAUGCCAAAGUUCAGCGAGAACUCCAGUGAUGCUACUAAUGAAAGUCGCCAUCUGCACUUUGAUAUUAAGAAGGAUGCCAUAACCUUUGAGGGUACUGAUCGCAAGAACUCUGUAUCAGAGGACAUAAAAGGGGGACCCCCCAUUCUUUCCAUCGAGGAUGCCAUUAUGUCGGAAGUAAAGGCGAACAUUGUGGACGCCAACAACGCUAGCAUUGAGCUCAUAGAAACGGUUCAACCGCCUCUACCACCACCAACAGUGCCCAUAAAUGAACCACCUCCUCCGCCGCCACCAAAAGAUGAUCCCCCACCUCCGCCUCCAAUUGUAGAGCCACCACCAGCUCCACCAAAAGAUGAAUCGUCAUUGCCACCAAGACUUGAGAUGCCUCCGGCGCCAGCAGAGAUACCAGCACCGCCACCCCCAUCAGUACCCCCUCCAACGCCACCACCUCCAACACAACCACCACCUCCGCCUGAGGGCUACAAUGGCUCGGCCUCAGAGGAAGCUGUUCCGGAUUCAGGGUCUAAGGAGACUGAAAAUUCCGCCUCACAGGAAAAGAAGAAGGAAUCUCUUUCUGGAGCAACAGAAGAAAAGGAGAGGGAGAAAGCUUUAGGAGUUGCUCCUCCGGAAGAAAUUUCUAAAAGGUGUGAGACGAUGGUGUCGCCUGCCAAUGCGAAGAGCGACGCUAAAGAUAGGGACAAAGACCGUCGCCAUCACUCUGAUGACAAACACCGCCGGAAAAGUAAGGAUAGGGACCGUGACCGCGACCGCGAUCGCGAUCGUAGCCGAGACCAGUCGCGCAGUAAGCAUUCCUCCAGCUCGAAACACUCCUCGUCACACUCCUCUAGCUCUAAACACAAGAGCAGCAGCAGCUCGAAAACCGAAAAGAGUUCCUCCAGUCGGAGCCAUCAGGAAUCAUCAUCCUCAAAGCGUUCCAUAUCCACCUCCUCAUCCCGCCACGAAUCUAGUUCCUCCUCCCACAAAAAACACAAAUCUAGCUCAUCCUCGUCGCGGACUGAUAGGGAAAAAGAUAGAGAUAAGGAUAGGGAUAAAGAUAAAGAUAAGGAUAAGGAUAAGGUUAGGGAUAAGGAUAGGGAUAAGGACAAGGAUAAGGAUAAGGAUAGAAGUAGUCAUAGUCGCAGUCACCACAGCAGCAGCAGCUCUUCGUCCAAAAGAAAGGACCAUGAGCGAAGUCGAAAUCGUGACCGCCACAAGUCCAGCUCAUCCAGCAGCGCUACAAACACUGCUAUCCAAGAUGAUCACAACGAGAGCAAAGCCAAACUCCUCAAACGCCGAGGCUCUGAUUCCAACGAUGAGGGCAAGCCACCUAGCUCAGGAGGCCCAGCAAAGACUUCAACUCCAGAUGCAACAUCUGCCCCGGAGAAAGCUGACGCCACUGUGGAGAACGGCAAUGGUACAAAUGGGAACUCUCAUGGGGACAGCAACGGUGCAUGCGACAAAGCCGCGUCCGGUGGUGUUGUUUUGGUCAGUGACAUCUUGACGCAAUCGUCCACCAGUUUUAUAGAACUGGGCGGUGGGUCACAGUCGGGAAAAGAUCUACCGACAAGUAAACCAGGAGCGACUGAUGCUGAAGAACCAAAAGAUGAAGCGGGGACAGGAUUCACAAAGGAAUCGUCUGAACCGAAAGUAUUGGAAGCAGAUCGUACAGAAAUACCUGAAAGCGCAGUAUCAGAAUCCCAAUCUACUAGUGAUAGCAGCAAAAAGCAUACAGGAUUGGAGAUGGGUGAUGGAGAAAACACAAAGAGUGCAGAGGAAGGCAAAGAUGAUCCUCCAGCGAUCGUAGAGAAUCCAGAAUCCACUGAUACCACCAGCCAACAGACAGAUGAACCACCCGCCCCACAAGUUCCAAGCUCGAAGGAUCCAGAUGAUGUGGUUUCCGGUGACUGGGUGACCCAUUUUGAAGAAAACCCGGAGGAGUUUAAGGAUCGUCUGCAGUUAAUCAACAAACUAAUAGAGGACCGUAAAAUCUUGGUGAACAGGCUGAGCUCGGAAGGAUCGCCAGGGGAUGUGGUGGAUGUGAGAGCACUUCGCAGGAGCAUAUCCAAACGUAGACGGAGCAGUGCGCCGGAGCAGCCCCAUCCAGAAGACCUGAGGGAAACAGCACCAGCCCGACCGUGUAGUCCCGGCAGCAGCACAUCCGGCAGUCCGGCCAAGAAGCUGCGGCGCGACGAGGCAAAGUCAUCACCGACGCCAUCCGAGGCAAGCAUUAAUUCCAAGGAGAACGAGGCUCUCGAGAAGCAGGAAAAUGUCACCAUGUCCCGCAGACGACUCAGCCAGAAGCUGUGCCAGCAGCAGCGGUACUCCAACGAUGAUCUUUACAAGCCCCGUCCAAUCCUGUCGCAGCGCUCCCGUCGCCGGGGCGUGGAUUCAAUCCUCUAGCUUUCGAAUCAAAACUCUGUUAUCGAAAAAAAAACAAUAAAAGCCAAUUGUUGUUAAUGCAUUUGACAUAAA
This is a messenger RNA of Drosophila bipectinata, 3385 nucleotides long. It is a transcript of the gene BOD1, whose product is annotated as Biorientation Defective 1. Lineage: Eukaryota; Metazoa; Arthropoda; Insecta; Diptera; Drosophilidae. Gene Ontology annotation, cellular component: Set1C/COMPASS complex. The record is from RefSeq and is a predicted model, not a curated record. Gene Ontology annotation, biological process: replication fork processing.